CAGUGUGAAAAGCACUAUAAAUUUGUGCAACACAAUUACAACCGAACCCAACAACCGCACACCAACAUUCUCAAAUCUCACCCCUUCCCUCUCCUCUUCUUAGCUGGAAUACCGAAAAGAAAAAAGCCAAAAAAACAAACAAAACUCAAAAGAGAAAUGCACAGAUUACCCACUCCCCUUGUGGUUCCCCUCUAUCUCUUUAUCUUCUCGCUUUCAGCUCUCAAUGUUCCUGCGGCCGGCGACGAGGAUAACCCCUUUUCCCCAAAAGCUUUUCUGAAUCGUUAUUGGAACAAGGAGGUACGGAAUGAUUUCCCAAAACCAAGUUUUCUCUUCUCCAAGGCGUCUCCUUUGACGGCAGUGCAGUCGGCGGCCUUCGCCAAACUCGCAGCCCAGAAUGCUCUAUCCUCCCGCCUCCCCGACUUCUGCUCCGCCGCUAACUUGCUCUGCUUCCCCGAUUUAUCCCCCUCUUUGGCUAAGCACGACAGGGACUCCAACUUUGCCGUCUAUUCCAAUAAGAACUUCACCACUUACGGCACCCAAAGAUCUGGUGGAAUCGACUCCUUCAAGAACUAUUCCAAUGGUGAAAAUGUCAUUGUUGAUUCAUUCAGGCGCUACAGCCAUGAGGCCUUGGGCCACACCGAUCAAUUUUCCACCUAUGCUACGGAUACCAACGUCCCCGACCAGAGUUUUAACACUUAUGCCUCCAAAGCCAUCGGAGGCGACGGCAAGUUCACAACCUACGAACAAUCCGUCAAUGUCCCAAAUCUCCGGUUCACCACCUACUCCUCUGAUGCUACCGGAAGAUCCCAAUCCUUCAAGAGCUACAGCGAGAACGCAAACGCUGGAGAUCAGUCGUUUGCCAACUAUGGGAAACGUGGAAAUGGGGGUCCGAACGAGUUCACGGGCUACGGGACCAAUGCAAACGUCGUAGGCUCAGGGUUUUCCAGCUACGGGACAGACGGAAAUGGCGCUAACGACACAUUCACCAAUUACGGCAACAAUCAGAACAACCCACAGAAUAACUUCAGGAACUAUGGCGAGGGUGGGAAUGGAGCGAUUGAAAGCUUCUCUAGUUACAGGGACCAGGCCAAUGUGGGGGACGAUUCAUUCCAGUCCUACUCCAAGAACUCGAACUCUGCCAAGGUCAAAUUCGCAAAUUACGGGAAAUCCUUCAACGAGGGUACGGACAAAUUUAGUGGUUAUGGUCAGAAUGGGAAUGGCCAAAGCGUGGGAUUCAAGAUGUAUGGUGUGAAUACGACGUUCAAGGAUUACGCGAAACAGGGAAUCAGUUUUGCCAAGUACAGCAAUGUGAGCUCUGGGGGUGCGAAAACGUCGGUGAGAGGAAGUUUGGCGAAGAGGUGGGUAGAGCCCGGGAAGUUCUUCCGUGAGUCGAUGUUGAGGAAGGGGACGGUGAUGGCGAUGCCGGACAUCAGAGAUAAAAUGCCCAAGAGGUCAUUCUUGCCCCGAUCUAUCCUGUCGAAGCUACCCUUCUCGAGUUCCAAGCUGGGGGUGAUGAAGCAGAUAUUCCACGCCGGGGACAACUCGUCGAUGGAGACUAUGAUGACGGAGACGGUAAGGGAGUGCGAGAGGGCGCCCAGCGCCGGGGAGACGAAGCGGUGCGUGGGUUCGGUGGAAGAUAUGAUAGACUUCGCGACAUCGGUGCUGGGGCGGAACGUGGUGGUCCGAACAACGGAGAACACGAAGGGGUCGAAGGGGAACAUAAUGAUUGGGGCGGUGAAAGGGAUAAAUGGAGGGAAGGUGACGGAGUCCGUAUCUUGCCAUCAGAGCUUGUUCCCCUACCUACUCUACUACUGCCACUCCGUGCCCAAGGUUCGAGUUUACGAAGCGGAUUUGCUGGAUCCGACCUCUAAAGCUACCAUCAACCACGGAGUUGCCAUCUGUCACCUGGACACCUCCGCCUGGAGCCCCGCUCACGGGGCCUUCAUAGCUCUCAGCUCCGCUCCCGGUCAGGUCGAGGUCUGCCACUGGAUCUUCGAGAACGACAUGACGUGGACUGUCGCCGACUGAUCGGUUGCCCCGCCGGAGGCUCUGCCUGUUGGUUUGCCUCAGAAACCCAGAGGUUAAUUUAUGGUUAAUUUUUAUGUGGAUGCUCCUUCGCUUUUCAUUUGAAUUCGAAAUAGAAAAAAAAAACUAUAUAUUUUUCUUUUUUCCUUUUUUGCCUUACUUAAUUUCCGUAAAAGGGUAAAUGUGAUUGUAAUUCCCGGAAGAAAUGGAAGGGAAUUAGAUGGGAGUUGAGUGGAUUUGGCUGCCAUUGCCACUUUCAAAUUGGAUCGGUGUAAGCAAAGCAAGUAAAUAAACCAAAGAAUGCAAAGUGCGAAAAGAUGAGAUGAGGUGGUCCUGUAUCCAUUCUAUGCGUUUCCAUUGCUUUGUUGUGUUGUGUCGGAUAUGCCAUGAGACAGCUCACACUCUUGCUGUUGCUUGUUGCUAGUGUGACUCUCUUUUUUAAACCAAUAAUAGUUGGCUGCAUCUUGUGCUACUAUCUUUUUCUAA
Messenger RNA from Benincasa hispida (wax gourd), 2511 nucleotides. RefSeq names its product polygalacturonase-1 non-catalytic subunit beta. Lineage: Eukaryota; Viridiplantae; Streptophyta; Magnoliopsida; Cucurbitales; Cucurbitaceae. The record is from RefSeq and is a predicted model, not a curated record.